Molecule: messenger RNA, 972 nt
Organism: Cyphellophora europaea CBS 101466
Lineage: Eukaryota; Fungi; Ascomycota; Eurotiomycetes; Chaetothyriales; Cyphellophoraceae
Exons: 1
Coding region: 1-972 (323 amino acids)
Biological process (GO): lipid metabolic process
Molecular function (GO): phosphoric diester hydrolase activity
Source: RefSeq, a predicted model, not a curated record
AUGCAUCCUCACUCGCUGCCCGUUCUUGCACUCCUGGGCCCAGCCCUCUCCGCCCCGGUGCUGUCCACGCCUGCCCUGCCCGUCAGCAAUGCCCUCCAAAACAUCCUCGACAACACCGACAACUCCGAGCUCUACACGUACCCGACAGCGCUGACUCAAGGCAUCAUCCCCAAGCCCAUCCACUCCCACAACGACUACUGGCGUCCCAUCCCCUUCUACUCGGCGCUCGCCGUCGGCGCCGCCUCCAUCGAAGCCGACGUCUGGCUUUUCGACGACACCCUCCUCGUCGGCCACGAAGAAGCCGCCCUCACCCCCGUCCGCACCUUCGACUCGCUCUACAUCCAGCCCAUCCUCGACGUCCUCUCGCAAACCAACCCGGCCAACUCCCCCUACGUCGACGCCAGCGCCAAGCCCAACGGCGUCUUCGACACCGCCUCGGGCCAAACCCUCUUCCUCUUCGUCGACGUCAAGACCGACGGCCCCGAAACCUGGCCAUACGUCGUGCAGGCCCUCGCACCCCUGCGCUCCGCCGGCUACCUGACCACCUUCAACGGCACGGGCGUCACGCAAGGGCCCGUCACCGUCAUCGGCACCGGCAACACCCCGCAGGCCAACUUCACCACCGACGCCCCGCGCGACUACUUUCUCGACGCCAACCUCGCGCUGCUGAGCGACGAGCAGAGCAACAUCACCGCCGCCGUCUCGCCCGUCGCCAGCACCCAGUUCAGCAGGUAUGUGGGCGAGAUCAACGGCACGGAGUUCAAUGCCACGCAGUUGGGUAUUGUGCGCGAGCAGAUCGGCGUGGCGGCCGAGAGGGGCAUCCUCGCGCGCUACUGGGAUACGCCGGGCUGGCCUGUGGGCACGCGCAAUGCCGUGUGGCGGACCCUGAUUGAGGAAGGGGUUGGGCUGUUGAAUGCGGAUGAUCUGGCUGCCGCGGCCGGGUAUGUGGGAACUACAGAGCCUUUCCAGUAG